UUCAUUUAUCUCACACAUAUGACUGCUGUUUUGAGAAAAAAACUGAUGUACAUUCAAACGCUUUGAUUUCAAAACUUUUUAUUGAUAUUAUGAUAUAAUAUUACUAAAUAAUUAUGAUAUAAUCAUGAAACGUGCAACAUAUCAAGACAUCAGUGUAAAACUUAAGAAAUUUCAUUCGUGAAGUCAUUCAAACGUUUUUCAGCAUUUUGAGAAUUAGUGCAGAACAUAGUGUUAAAAACAUUUGACAUUUAAAUUCCAAAAAUGCUACAUAAAAGCCGUAACUGUUUGAAGGCGCCAAGGGAUUUCAAUUUUUAACUAUUCCGCACCUAAUAUUUUUCAUCAUUUGAAUGAAAACAAACUUUCCAGUGACUUUCGAAAUUUUGUAUCAUCGAUUUUGUGCACAAUUGUAACUUUGAACUAUACAAGGACUGGCAGAGAACAUAAAUUUGCAAAGGCCAUGCAUUGUAAUAAACUGUUUUUCGACUUCAUUUGAAUAUUAAAAAGGAACAUUAACCUGUUUUAAAACACAAUCAUGGAAAAUACAACAAAUGUGACCUACACUGAAGAGGAAAUCUUGAGGUCCUUAGAGGCUCUCGGUCCCCAGAUGCAGAUCUUUCUUAUAGUUCUGUACUCAAUGACAGCACUGAUCGCCUUGGGCGGCAAUGCAACUGUUAUCAUUGUCCUCCUCAUGGGAAAAAGAUCCUCACGAGAACUACGAAUAUUUCUAGUCAACUUAGCUGUGUCUGAUGUCUGCAUGGCCCUGUUCUCAAUUCCCUUCACAUAUACUGACUUCAUGCUCGGGCGAUGGAUUUUUCACCCCAGUUUUUGCCCCUUUGUGCAAUUCAUGCAACAUGUGUCAGUAAUUGCUAGUGUUUAUACGUUGACUGCUAUUGGACUGGACAGAUAUUAUGCCAUUAUGUACCCCCUCAGUCUGAGAUGGACCAAAUCCAGAGGCCCUCUCAUCAUGAUGAUUAUCUGGGGAUCGGCGUUCGGACUCUCCAGCUUCCAGCUCAUUCACGGCAGAGCAGAGAAAUUUGUUUUGGGCGGACAAGAAUUUUACGAUUGCACCGAAGUAUGGGAUGAUGUCGAAGGGAAGGUGUACACGGUUGCGGUCUUUGUGGUGACCUUCGUACUGCCCAUGAUCAUUCUGACGUUCGCUUACAGCAGCAUUGGGUGGAAGAUGUGGCGACAUACUUCACCAGGCAAUGCCGAUGCUUCUCGAGACCAGCAACAGCUCAUGGCUAAGUUAAAGAUUGUGAAGAUGAUGUUCACCGUGGUGAUACUGUUCGCCGUGUGCUGGCUGCCCAUCCACAUCUUCAACCUGCUCAUCUACUUCAACCGCGACCUUGUGAUGCCCGAGACGGACUCCGAAUUCACCGACUUCACCGCCGCUUUCUUCACCUGCCACUGGAUCUCCAUGGCCAACAGCUUCGCCAACCCCAUCAUCUACUGCUUCAUGAGUGAGAACUUCAGAACGGAUUUAAAACAGCUCUUGUUCUGCUGUUGCGCCAUCCGUCCCCGCACCAUGGGAAGACGCAUGAAGAACAACAGCGACCACAGCUCCUUCCGCACAACCACCCUCGUCCUUUCCUCCUGCUCCGUCAAACAGACGACGGGCAUCCCCCUCAGGAGUCUGCAUGUCGAUAUGUUUCCAGCCAAGUGAUCACCAUUCCUCCUCUCUCUGUGUUAAUC
This is a messenger RNA of Argiope bruennichi, 1692 nucleotides long. Its product is annotated as RYamide receptor-like. The transcript has 5 exons. The coding region runs from base 533 to 1663 and encodes 376 amino acids. Gene Ontology annotation, cellular component: membrane. Gene Ontology annotation, molecular function: neuropeptide Y receptor activity. Gene Ontology annotation, biological process: G protein-coupled receptor signaling pathway. Lineage: Eukaryota; Metazoa; Arthropoda; Arachnida; Araneae; Araneidae. The record is from RefSeq and is a predicted model, not a curated record.